AUGGAUACAGGGAAUCAUUCCAUGGUGACAGACUUUAUCCUUAUGGGAUUAACAGACCAGCCAGAACUGCAACUCCCUCUCUUCUUACUCUUCCUACAAAUAUACAUUAUCUCCAUGAUGGGGAAUGUGGGUUUACUCCUACUUAUCAGGAUCAGUUCUCAGCUUCAUACCCCCAUGUACUAUUUUCUUAGUAACUUGUCCUUUAUUGAUCUUUGCUAUUCCUCUGUCAUUACCCCCAAAAUGUUGGUGAGCUUUGUGUCAGAGAAGAACAUUAUCUCUUACUCAGGGUGCUUGACUCAGUUCUUUUUCUUCUGUACUUUUGGUAUUGCUGACUGCUACAUGUUGACAGCCAUGGCCUAUGAUCGUUAUGUCGCCAUCUGUAGCCCCUUAAUCUAUAACAGUGUCAUGUCCCAGAAUAUCUGCUUCCUGUUAGUGAUAGGAGUGUAUACUAUGGGGAUCUUUGGAGCCAUUACUCAUACAAGUGGUCUAGCCAAACUGUCCUUCUGUGGAAACAAUAUUAUUAGUCAUUAUUUUUGUGACAUUCCUCCCCUUUUGAACCUCUCCUGCUCUAGCAUCUACAUCAAUGAGCUUUUGGUGAUGCUUCUGGUUGUGAUCAACUCAUUGGUAACCACUAUAUCUAUAUUGAUCUCUUAUGCUUUAAUUCUCUCCAGCAUCUUCAGGAUCCAUUCUGCUAAGGGCAGGUCCAAAGCUUUCAGUACCUGUGGAUCCCACUUGGCAUCUGUAGCUCUCUUGUAUGGCUCCAUCAUUUUUAUGUACUGUCAGCCUGCAUCAACUAGCAACAUUACUCAACAGAAAGUGUCCUCAGUGAUCUAUACGACAGUUAUCCCCAUGCUAAACCCCUGGAUCUAUAGUCUGAGGAAUAAGGAUGUCUCAGCCGCAAGUCUCGAAUGCGACCUGAAGCAGCGACUGUUUCCUGAGCUUCUGGCCCACAGACGGAGGGAGAUUCCAAAAGAGGUAGGGACACUACAAAGAGUGCACAACAGUCCAGCAGCUAGAAGGGCUGAGUCCAGGGGGACUGGGAGCAGCAAAGCUAGGAAGACUGCCAUAGCAGCAUGUUGA
Messenger RNA from Vombatus ursinus (common wombat), 1080 nucleotides. Its product is annotated as olfactory receptor 8D1-like. Gene Ontology annotation, biological process: G protein-coupled receptor signaling pathway; sensory perception of smell. The record is from RefSeq and is a predicted model, not a curated record. Gene Ontology annotation, molecular function: G protein-coupled receptor activity; olfactory receptor activity; odorant binding. Bases 1 to 1080 code for a protein of 359 amino acids. The transcript has 3 exons. Gene Ontology annotation, cellular component: membrane. Lineage: Eukaryota; Metazoa; Chordata; Mammalia; Diprotodontia; Vombatidae.